AAAUCGCAAGCGCUCAAGGUCCAUGAUCCUCCAUACACCCCCAUGCCGGCUGGCUUAAAUCACCACGAAACAUACUGCGAUAAUCCACGAACGUUUACUCACGUAGACACGUGAGUUUUCAAAGACAAGUCGCGUGAGUCGGAGCCGUUCUGAACACCGCCUUCCACCGUUUCCGCGGUUUCCUCGGGUCCGGGUCGGUCAUCAUAUUUUGGUUUCAGUCUUCCCUCUUCAGACACCAUCUCGCGCGAGAGCUAGGGAGAGGGAGAGGGAGAAGCGGAGAGAGAAAGGGAGAGAGAUGGAUGAAGAGCACGGUGGGAGUGGCAGUAGCAACGUGGAGACGGCGAGGGCGGAGAGAUCGGUGUGGCUGAUGAAGUGCCCGGUGGUGGUGUCGAAGUCAUGGCAGUCCCACCCAGCUUCCUCGGACACUCAGCACCCCCUCGCCAAGGUCGUUCUAUCCCUCGACCCUCUCCGUUCCGACGAUCCCUCUUCCCUCCAGUUCACAAUGGAGAUGGCUGGAAAUGAGAUGGGGAAUAUGCCCAAAAGUUACUCACUGAAUAUGUUUAAAGACUUCGUUCCUAUGUGUGUUUUUUCUGAGACACCUCAGGGUAAGGUUGCAAUGGAAGGCAAAGUGGAACAUAAAUUUGACAUGAAGCCUCAUAGUGAAAAUAUGGAAGAGUAUGGAAAAUUGUGCCGUGAAAGGACAAAUAAAUCCAUGAUUAAGAAUAGACAAAUACAGGUGAUCGACAAUGACCGUGGAGUGCAUAUGAGGCCCAUGCCUGGAAUGGUUGGCUUGAUAUCUUCCAGUUCUAAGGACAAGAAGAAAACAGCACCAGUCAAGGGAUCAGACAUGAAAAGAACUAGAAGGGAUCGUGGGGAAUUGGAGGAUAUUAUGUUCAAACUUUUUGAAAGACAACCAAAUUGGGCUUUGAAACAGCUAGUCCAAGAAACAGAUCAACCUGCGCAAUUCUUGAAAGAGAUACUGAAUGAGCUGUGUGUUUACAAUAAAAGGGGUACGAACCAAGGAACUUACGAACUUAAGCCAGAAUAUAAGAAAACUGUGGAGGAUACAGGUGCUGAAUGAUCGUCUCUUUGUCUGACCUUAUAUCCAAGCUCUAGAUUAGAAUAGCUCGUUAUCAAGAAAGGUGAAAUUUACUGUAUGGUGGACCCUGAUCCGUGAAAUCCACAAGGUGCAAUCAAAAACUAUAUAUAUAUUGGUAGGGAUCACAACUAUUCCUGUAUGUCUAUGAAUUCAAUGUGUGGCUCCUCAAAUUUGCUUGACAAAAUAUUUAUUUCCUUGCAGUCACUUGCAUGUAAAUCAGAGUUGACGUUGCGUCUCUAUGAAGUAUGGAUGCCUUAUAAUUACAAUUUUUUAGGAAAAAACAACAAAUUAACUAGUCCAAA
Molecule: messenger RNA, 1401 nt
Organism: Malania oleifera
Lineage: Eukaryota; Viridiplantae; Streptophyta; Magnoliopsida; Santalales; Ximeniaceae
Exons: 6
Coding region: 296-1081 (261 amino acids)
Biological process (GO): transcription initiation at RNA polymerase II promoter; transcription by RNA polymerase II
Cellular component (GO): transcription factor TFIIF complex
Source: RefSeq, a predicted model, not a curated record